Messenger RNA from Plasmodium gallinaceum, 3807 nucleotides. Its product is annotated as conserved Plasmodium protein, unknown function. The transcript has a single exon. The record is from RefSeq and is a predicted model, not a curated record. Lineage: Eukaryota; Apicomplexa; Aconoidasida; Haemosporida; Plasmodiidae. The coding region runs from base 1 to 3807 and encodes 1268 amino acids.
AUGGGAAUAGAUAUCUUCAUUGCAUUAUUUCCUAUUUAUUUUAUUAAUUAUUUAUUUUGUAGUGAAAUAAAACCCUAUGAUUUUAAUAAAAAGGAGUUACUGAAAAUUUUUAAAGAAUCUAAUAGAAUAGAAUCGAAUUCAGAAAAAGAUAUCUUAGAUGCUGAUAAAACAUUUAAUAACCUAAAAUUACUGUCUAUUUGCAACAUUAAUAAAAAAAGUUUCAUUAAUUCCAUUUCAAAUUUUCUUUGUAAAAACACUUUUUAUACUUAUUAUGUAAAAAUAAAAAAUAUAGAUAGUCGAUAUGGGGAUAAUGUCCAUUCGAAAACAUCUAAAUACAUAAGAGAAUUAAAUUUUAUCUGUAAAUAUUACAUUUAUGAUAAUUCUUAUGAAAUUAUUAAAUGUUAUGAUACUAUAAAUAGAUUAGAUCCAUAUUAUUUAGGUUUUGAGAUAGAAAAAAGAUAUGAAAAUAAACAAAAGGAAAAUGGAUAUAAUGAUUUUAUGGUAUCAAAUAAUUUAUUGAAGAAAAGUGAGAUGCUCUUUGAAAAAAAAAACGACCCAUUUUAUUAUGGAAAUGAUAAUAAUAGUAACAAACCUCUAGACAAUUAUAGUGAAUUGAACCAAAGUAAUAAUGUAGAAAAUGUCAAUGUAAAUUAUUUAUGCAAAUUAAAAAUGAAUAUUAAUUCUUAUAUAACAGAUGGGGAAAGUGUAAUUUUAAAAAUUUUAAUUGGAUUAUGUAUCAAAUUAGGUUAUAAAAAUCAGUUUUUUAUAUCAGAAAAUACAUUUGCUCUAGUUAAAUACUUUGAAAAAACCAGUGUGAAUCAUAUCUUCAACCUUGGUUUUGAUAUUUAUAGUAGUAAAUUUUAUCAUUCUAAAGACAUUUAUGUUAUGAAAAGUAUGAAUUCAUUUAUAAAUAGUGACAGAAAAUUAAUAAGAAAGAAUAUUCCCAAUAUUUAUUUUAAAUUUUUUUCUAAUAAAUCUUAUCUACUAUGGAGAGGAAUUGAGAAAAAGAGAGAAAUUUUUAAUUAUAAAUUAUUAGAACUCAAAAAUUUAUUGGAACAAGUGAACUUUAAAGAAAGAAUAACUCUAUGCUAUAAAAAUUAUUUACAUGUUUAUUAUGAAGAAGAUGAAAAAUAUAUAAAAAAAAAAUUGGGUAGUAAAAUAAAAUAUAGUAAUUUUAGAUCAUUAAACAAUAGCAAAUUAAGUGAUUUUUUUUUAUUAUCUUUUGAAUAUUUUUGUGAUAACAAUGUUCUUUCAUUUGAACAAUGCAUAAGUAAUAUUAUGUCAUCGAAAAUUUUGGAUGAAAAAGCAAAGAGUAUUAUGCAUCAAUUUUCAUAUGAAAAUUUUUUAUGUUUUGAUAGUUGCUCCUAUGAAGAUCAUAUGAAUAUUUUUAAUAAUGAUAUGAUAAUCAAAAAAUUACAACAUUAUAUAAAUAGGAGUAACUCUUUAACUUUCAAAAAAAAAAACUAUUCCAAAAAAAUAAAAGAAAAAAUAAGAAAAAGUGAAAAUAGUGAUCUAUUAUUUCCUCAAGAUGACAAUAUACAAAAAGACUUUUUUGAAAAUACUAUGUUUUCUCUUGAAUUCGAUUCUGUAACUUCUUUAAUUAUAGAUGAAUUAGAUAAAUUAAAUUUAAAGGAAAAUUUAGAAAGUAAAAUUUGCAACAUUUUAAGGUAUAUAAAAUAUCAUGAAAAACUAUAUAAAAGGGAGAAUCGUAGAUAUAAUAACAGAACAUUAGAAGAAUCUAUUUUAUUAAAUAAUAUAUUUUUAGAGCAUUCAAAAAAUGCGGAUUUUGAUGAGUUUAUAGAUAAUGCAUAUGAUAAUAUAAAAUUGGAUAAUUUUAAUUUUUCAAUGAAGGAUAUUCAGGAUAAAAUUAUAGAUUUUGACUUACUAAAAUAUGACAACGAUAAUAAGGAAGAUAAUAAUUAUGAAAACCUUGAAGAAGAGAAAAAUUAUUAUGAACAAAAUGAUUAUACACACGAUGAAUUAGAAGAAUAUAAUAAUUUUAAAAAUUAUUCCUUUCCUGAAAAACAUCCUGAAGAAUUAAGUUUAAUGAUCCAUGAUAUGUUUGGUAUAAAAGAUAUAAAGGAAAAUUUAAUUAAAAAUAAAAUAACCAUGCAGCAUUUAUCCAUAAUUGGCCCAGAUAAAAAAGAAAUAUUUACAUUGCAAAAUCAAUAUGAAUGUGACAUAUUACAGAAAAUUUAUAAGGAAUAUGAAAUGAGUAAAAAUAAUGAUUAUAAAAAUAAUAAUAAAGACAGAAAGAAGGAAUUUUUAAAAUAUUUUUCAUUUAAUAGUUAUUAUAAUUUCACUAUUAUAAAUGUCCCUACUAAAUUUUAUGAUAUUUUAAAAAAUCAAACUGUUAAGAACAAUGAUGAAAAAAGAAACUCAAAUUUUUCUGAAUUACAAAAAAAAAAUUUGAAAUUUUUAUGUACUUCAGAUAAUAUUUGGCCAUAUUCUAAAACACUAAUUAAAUUCUUUCAAAAUGGUAGUAUUUAUUGUGAAGCACAAUUAGAAAAUGAACUAUUGAUUAAUAUAAAAAAUGAAGAACAAACUUUUCAAUAUUUAUUAAAUCAAAUAAAAGAAAAUAAUGAUAUGCUAAAAGAUAAAGAGAAAAAUAAAUAUAAUGAUAAAAACGGAAAUAUAUCAAAAGUAUACGAAAACAAUAUAAACACUGAUACUUAUAUUUAUCCUGAAAAUAUUUUAUAUAAUAUUAGAAAGAGUUACUUAGGUGAAAAUCCAUCUACCAAAAGUAAAAUUAUAGGCUUCCAAUUUCUUAAUAAAACCUGCACAAUAAAAUACAUUGGAGAUGAUAAAUAUUACAUAAAUUAUCCUAUUUUAAGCAAAGUUCUAUUAGAGGCUGUAUUUGGUCUUUGUAUUUUGCAUGGAUUUACAACACUAAAAAUAGAGGCAGAAACAUUAAAUUUUGAAACUGGAAUAAAAACAAAGUUUUACGAAAUAUUAUUAAAUGGAAUUACGGAGUAUGAGCAUUUAGGUUUAAAAUUAAUGAAUGUGGCAACUUUUUCAAAAGAAUUAUAUUAUAUAAUAACUGGAUAUACAUUAAAAAAUAAUCUACUAUUAUCAGCAGUUGCAAAAUUUGAUGAAAAUUUGUAUGUUCAUCAUAACAUUGAAAGUAAUUUUUUUAAUUAUAUGAAAAAAAAAUCUAUGAAUAUGUUACACAAUUUACGUUUUAAUUGUAACGAGGAUUAUUAUCCUUAUAAAAAUUGUUAUGAUAUCUAUCCAUUAGUAAAAAAAAAUAAGGAAAAUUAUUGCUAUUUUGAAACGAAUGACAUAUUUAAGGAGUUAAAUGAACUUUUUCCUGAUGUGUGUAAAAUGGGUGGAAGUGUAGGAAAAUGUUACGAACAAAUUAAAAAAAAUAUUACAUGUUCAAAUAAUAGUGAAGGAUGUAAAUAUUAUAAUUUUAUUACUUAUACUUUUAUAAAACCAAGAAGGAAAACAUCUUAUUUUAUUAAUCAUAAUAUGAGUGUUCAUGAAUAUUUAUCAAAAAAGUCAUAUAAAUAUUACCUAAUAUUAUGCCAAUUAAUUAAAAAUGAAAAAAAUCAUUUGAAGGAAUAUGGAAAUAAUGAAUACAUAACUGAUUCACAGACAUAUUUUUUAUUAAAUUAUAUUUUGCAAAAUUCCACUUUUUUUAUUUUCUGGAAUUUUUCCACUGAAUUUUGGAGAAGAUUUCAAUAUAUUCAUAAAAAAAAAAAUGAGGAUGAUAUUUUUCAUUCAAAGAACCAUACAACGUUUUGCCCUAUGGCAUACUCUUACGAAUUUAUAUAUCAUCUUAAUACUUUUUACAUAAAGGAAUAA